AUGCCAUCCAACCACCACCAAUCAAACCAGCCAGCCAACCAGCCACCCAGCCAGCCAGCCAACCAUCCAGCCAGCCAACCAGCCACCCAAGCAACCAGCCAGCCAAACCAGCCAGCCAGCCAGCCAGCCAGCCGACCAGCCGGCAGCCAGCCAACCAGCCAACCAGCCAGCCAGCCAACCAAACCAGCCAGCCAGCAGCCGGCAGCCAGCCAGCCAACCAGCCAGCCAGCGAACCCAGCCAGCCAGCAGCCAACCAACCAGCCGGCAGCCAGCCACCCAACCAGCCAGCCAGCCAACCAUCCAGCCAACCAGCCGGCACCCAGCCAGCCAACCAACCAGCCAGCCAGCCAGCCAGCCAGCCAGCCAGCCAGCCAACCAGCCAUCCAACCAACCCAGCCGGCAGCCAGCCAACCAGUCCAGCGAGCCAGCCAGCCAACCAACCAGCCGGCAGCAGCCAGCCAGCCAACCAGCCAGCCAGCCAGCCAACCAGCCAGCCAACCAGCCGUUCUGCCGGUCCGGACUACCCGAACCUCAGUCCGCCCAGACCGGAACCGCGCGGCUGAGGCAGAAAAAGAAAGCGGCGGCGGAGGCGCGCGCCUCUUUGGAUUUAAAUACCUGAUUGGACGUUUCUGCGCGUGCACGUCCAGAACAGACGGGCAGAUUGAGCUUCUGCCUGGGACCAAUGAGAGCAGCGAGAUCCGGGUCCAGCUGGACGACUGGACGGUGUCCUCCGGGUUUCCUGACAGACUCAGGAUGAGGAAACAAUCCAGUAACUCUCUUCACCUCCAGCAGCUGGACGAUCGCGUCGCUCUCCGUUGCUCUCCAUCGCUCUCCGUCGUGUCGCUCUCCGUCGCGUCGCUCUCCAUCCCGUCGCUCUCCAUCCCGCCUCUCUCCAUCGCGUCUCUCUCCAUCGCGUCUCUCUCCAUCGCGUCUCUCUCCAUCCCGUCUCUAUCCGUCACGUCGCUCUCCAACGCUCUCCAUCCCGUCUCUCUCCGUCGCGUCGCUCUCCAUCGCUCUCCAUCACGUCGCUCUACGACGUUCUCCAUCGCGUCGCUCUCCAUCGCGUCACUCUCCAACACUCUCCGUCCCAUCGCUCUCCGUCUCUCUCCAUCCCGUCGCUCUCCAACGCUCUCCAUCGCGUCGCUCUCCAACGCUCUCCAUCGCGUCGCUCUCGCUCUCCAUCGCGUCGCUCUCCAACGCUCUCCAUCGCGUCGCUCUCCGUCCCGUCGCUGUCCGUCGCGUCGCUCUCCAUCACAUCGCUCUACAACGCUCUCCAUCGCGUUGCUCUCGCUCUCCAUCCCGUCUCUCUCCAUCCCGUCGCUCUCCAACGCUCUCCAUCGCGUCGCUCUCCGUCCCGUCGCUGUCCGUCGCGUCGUUCUCCAUCACGUCGCUCUCCAACGCUCUCCAUCGCGUCGCUCUCGCUCUCCAUCGUGUCGCUUUCCAUCACAUCGCUCUACAACGCUCUCCAUCGCGUUGCUCUCGCUCUCCAUCCCGUCUCUCUCCAACGCUCUCCAUCGCGUCGCUCUCGCUCUCCAUCGCGUCGCUCUCCAUCGCGUCGCUCUCUAUCGCGUCGCUCUCCAUCGCGUCGCUCUCCAUCACGUCGCUCUCCAUCGCAUCGCUCUCCGUCCCGUCGCUCUCCGUCGCUCUCCAUCACGUCGCUCUCCAUCAGGUCGCUCUCCAUCAGGUCGCUCUCCAACGCUCUCCAUCGGGUCGCUCUCGCUCUCCAUCGCGUCGCUCUCCGUCACGUCGCUCUCUAUCACGUCGCUCUCCAACGCUCUCCAUCGCGUCGCUCUCGCUCUCCAUCGCGUCGCUCUCCAUCACGUCACUCUCCAACGCUCCCCGUCGUGUCGCUCUUCGUCCCGUCGCUCUCCAUCGCGUCGCUCUCCAUCACGUCACUCUCCAACGCUCCCCGUCGCGUCGCUCUCCGUCCCGUCGCUCUCUAUCACGUCGCUCUCCAACGCUCUCCAUCGCGUCGCUCUCCAUCCCGUCGCUCUCCAACGCUCUCCAUCACGUCGCUCUCCAACGCUCUCCAUCGCGUCGCUCUCCAACGCUCUCCAUCGCGUCGCUCUCCAUCCCGCCUCUCUCCGUCGCGUCACUCUCCAACGCUCUCCAUCAUUCUCCGUCGUGUCGCUCUCCAAUGCUCUCCAUCGCUCUCCAUCCCGUCUCUCUCCGUCGCGUCGCUCUCCAACGUUCUCGUCACAUCGCUCUCCGUCACAUUGCUCUCCGUCCCGUCGCUCUCCAUCGCGUCGCUCUCCAACGCUCUCCAUCGCGUCGCUCUCCAACGCUCUCCAUCGGGUCGCUCUCGCUCUCCAUCGCGUCGCUCUCCGUCACGUCGCUCUCUAUCACGUCGCUCUCCAACGCUCUCCAUCGCGUCGCUCUCGCUCUCCAUCGCGUCGCUCUCCAUCACGUCACUCUCCAACGCUCCCCGUCGUGUCGCUCUUCGUCCCGUCGCUCUCCAUCGCGUCGCUCUCCGUCCCGUCGCUCUCUAUCACGUCGCUCUCCAACGCUCUCCAUCGCGUCGCUCUCCAUCCCGUCGCUCUCCAACGCUCUCCAUCACGUCGCUCUCCAACGCUCUCCAUCGCGUCGCUCUCCAUCCCGCCUCUCUCCGUCGCGUCACUCUCCAACGCUCUCCAUCAUUCUCCGUCGUGUCGCUCUCCAAUGCUCUCCAUCGCUCUCCAUCCCGUCUCUCUCCGUCGCGUCGCUCUCCAACGUUCUCGUCACAUCGCUCUCCGUCACAUUGCUCUCCGUCCCGUCGCUCUCCAUCGCGUCGCUCUCCAACGCUCUCCAUCGCGUCGCUCUCCAACGCUCUCCGUCGCGUCGCUCUCGCUAUCCAUCGCGUCGCUCUCUAUCACGUCGCUCUCCAUCGCAUCGCUCUCCGUCCCGUCGCUCUCCAUCACGUCGCUCUCCAUCAGGUCGCUCUCCGUCGCGUCGCUCUCGCUCUCCAUCGCGUCGCUCUCUAUCACGUCGCUCUCCAGCGCUCUCUAUCACGUCGCUCUCCAGCGCUCUCCAUCACGUCGCUCUCCAGCGCUCUCUAUCACGUCGCUCUCCAACGCUCUCCGUCUCUCUCCAUCACUCUCCAUCGCUCUGCGAUCUGAUUCUUCUAACUGAGAAGUUGCUUUGAGGCAGCCAUUGCCCGGUACCGCUUCAGAACCGAACCCGGUUCCACUGGACUCAUGGUUCCUUCUCACUGUUCAGAUUCAUGAACAGAAACAGUCUGAUGACUCAGCAGUCGCCAGGCGGAUUGGAGGAGGAGGAGGGGCUUGUUGGCAUGGAGGGAACAAUCAAAUCAUCUGGGAUGGAAACAAAACGAAGGAGAUGACUUCAUUAGAACAGGGUUAAAGGUCAAAUCCUGUUUCCAUCACGGAGAAGAAGUGGAGCAAAAGAAAAAUUCAUCUGGAAAGAACAGAACCAGAACCAGGGACCUGAAGAGGCCCAACGCCUGGAGGCCGGUUCUGGUUCUGGGGAUUACUGUGGAAGUUCUGGCCACAGUAAUCCUGUGAAGAUGAAGACCAUCAUCCUCUUCAUCAGAUCGUCUUCAGUCAGAGCCUCCGUCAGAUUGGCUGUAACACAGACUGCUACAGGAGACCCAUGUGGAAAAUUAAUGAUUUACUACAUUUAAUUUCUCUUUGGGAUCAACACAGCGGUCCGAUCGGUUCUGGUCGGUCCGGUAAAUCGGGUUAAUAUAACUGCUACCUGUUAUAUUAUCAGGCAGCCCAACAAGGAGUAAGUGCUGAGGUCAAAGGUCGUGUCUGACCAGUAUGGUCCGUAUCUGUGGUUCUGUCUGGGCCCAGCCGGGUCCAGAAGAUAAGUUGUGGAAAACGUCCCGGUGGUUCUGACGUCAUAACUUCAUUUCAUUAAAGGCCCUGCAGCAGGCGGCAGAGGUCACAGGUCAAAGUCUCUUGUUGCCGUGGUUUCCUGACCUGAAGCUGGAUGUCAUGAUUUCUUGGCAGAUAAAAUAAAUUAAAACUAGACGUGGCCUUUCAGCCGGCUGCUAAAAGACAAGGAAAAUUUCACUUUUCCACUGGAUAAAAUCCAACAUGUUUGAAAAAUCCCAGUUAGUGAUUAUCUCUGAUUCCAUAUUUAUAGAUCCAGUGAUGUGCAAUGAGGCUCUGGCAUAAUCAUAUUUAUUUAAACCCCUCCAUGUUGUUUUCAUUCGCAGACUUAGCGCAUAGAAACACUUUUACACAAAUUGUUUUAUCCGUGUCGUAACAAAAAGUGGUUAAGGUGCAGCAAAAGGAAUAUUUAUUGGAUUGUGAAAGUCAGUUUCAGUGGCAGCAGAGCACCACACCCAGACACAGAGUGGACGCUGAAGGUCGAAUGUUGCACCCAGCUCAUACGGGCCGGGCCGUAACGGCGGCAGAACAAUUCAUUUAACUCAAUGAAACUUGGAAAUGUAGGUUUUAUUAAUUUAGUGCUAUGCUCCACAGCAAAGACAAAAUGAAUCAGAAAAACUGUUGAAGUACAACUCAAAACCGCUUCUUCUCGCCCGCUGUGUCAGCUACCCUACACGCAGACUCGUUUCCGUGGCAACUGACAACAACGCCGCUUUAUGUUUCUACAUCCAGCAAGAAAAAAACACUCAAAUAUUUCUAACUCAGCAUAAAACAUUCAG
Molecule: messenger RNA, 4612 nt
Organism: Xiphophorus maculatus (southern platyfish)
Lineage: Eukaryota; Metazoa; Chordata; Actinopteri; Cyprinodontiformes; Poeciliidae
Exons: 6
Coding region: 1-3108 (1035 amino acids)
Source: RefSeq, a predicted model, not a curated record